Saxophila tyrrhenica is the source of this 1167-nucleotide messenger RNA. RefSeq lists its product as uncharacterized. Gene Ontology annotation, molecular function: glucosidase activity. Lineage: Eukaryota; Fungi; Ascomycota; Dothideomycetes; Mycosphaerellales; Extremaceae. The transcript has 3 exons. The record is from RefSeq and is a predicted model, not a curated record. Gene Ontology annotation, biological process: pectin catabolic process. The coding region runs from base 1 to 1167 and encodes 388 amino acids.
AUGUUCAGCACCAUGAAACUCGCCCUCUGGUCCUCCUUCCUCGCCACAGUCCUUGCAAAAGGACCGCCAUCAUACCCAGGCGAUGUAGAAUUUUACAAAGGCUUCGAUCUGUCUUCGCUCAAGAUCCUGGAAGAUGGCGGUGCGAUCUACAAGGACACUUCGCAGAACAAUGCCACCAGACCCGUCGAAGCCAUCUUGGAGGGGAUGAACACUGUUCGUCUUCGGUUGUGGGUGCAUCCGACUGUUCCGUACGAUGGCGGAUACUACGAAACGUACAACCUCAAAUACGUCAAAGCAUUGGCAAAGCGUUUCUACAAGCAGGGGUAUCAUAUCUACUUGGACUACCAUUUCAGCGACUACUGGGCCGACCCCCAAAAGCAAUACCAACCCGCAGCCUGGCCCACGACCUUGAAGCCGCUCGCGCACACCCUCCGCAACUACGUCUCCCGCACACUGCAGUCUUUCUCCGACGCAGGCGUCGAGCUCUCGCUCGUCUCCCUCGGCAACGAGUUGCGCGACGGCAUGCUCUGGCCUCUGGGUCGCGUCUACCCCUUCAUCGAGAACGAAGACCAGCGCGUAGCCAACUUCAGCAACUUCGCCAUCCUCUACACUGCCGCUCGGAAAGGCGUCGACGACGCUGUCGCUGUUGGCGUCCAGAAACCACAAGUGAUGAUCCAUAUUGACAACGGUUGGGACCUCGAGCUGCAGGAGAAUUGGUUCGGCGCGCUGACGGCCGCGGGCGUGUCGGAAAGCGAGUGGGACAUUUUCGGCUUCAGCAUGUAUCCGUUCUACGGCACGAACGCUACGCUGGAGAAUCUGCAGAACUCCUUGAACGCGGUGGCGAAAAAGUACAACAAGCCGAUCCACGUCGUCGAGACGGAUUGGCCAAAUAAGUGUUCUGGACUUGAUGCGCCUGAGUUGAGCGAGCCGAGUGUUCCUGUUUCUGCGAAGGGGCAGAUCGAGUGGGUGAAGGACAUUGCGAAGGUGUUGAAGAGGGUUCCGAAUGGGUUGGGACAGGGCAUCAAUUACUGGGAGCCGGCAUGGUUGAACAACACAGGGUUGGGGAGUGCUUGCCAGAGCGCGAUUUUGUUCGAGGCGGAUUGGAGCGAGUUUCCUGCGGUGACUGGGUAUAGCUUGCCCAGUGCGAAGAUGUUCACCGAGAUUUAG